AUGUCCGACACCCACUGGAAUCACGCCCUUCAAAUCUCCGGUCAAAUCGGUUUCACCCUCUCCCUAAUCUCCAACACAAUCCUGAUCUUCUUGAUCCAUUUCCGCUCGAAUCGUCAAAUCGGAUCCUACAAGUACAUUCUGAUGUUGUUCUGUGUGUUCACGAUGUUCUACUCGUGCGUCGAGAUGUUUUUGAGGCCAUUUCUGCACAUCUACGACGACACACUUUUCCUGAUUCAAAGGAAAUAUUUCGAUUUGGGAAAGACUGUGACGCGCGUGCUGUCGAGUAGGUUACUGUAGUAGAUCUAGGCCUACUGUAGAUCAAUUCCCCGUGAAAUUUGGAGAUUUUUGAAUCCAAAUUCGCUCAGUAGAUCAGGAUACUGUAGAUUUUGGCGCCAAAUACGUUUUUCCAGCCACCUAUUGUUUUUGCUACGCGAUGAGCUUCACACUAUUUGCCCUACAGUUUUUGUACAGAUAUAUUGCCACGUGCAAGUGAGUUUCAAACGAUGCUCCGCGUUUACAACAGCAAAAUUGCUUGAAAAUUGGGUUUAAACGAUGCUCCGCCUUUACGGGGUUGUAAAUUAGGGUUUUUAAACGAUGCUCCGCUUUUACACCAGCAAAAUUGCUUGUUUUUCAAGGUGUAACUGCGGAGCAUCGUAGUUCUUCUAUUUUUCAAGGUGUAACUGCGGAGUAUCGUAGUUUUUUCUCAAAUUUCGCUUGAAGCAGCGGUAAUCCCGGAGCAUCGUAGUUUUCGUCCAAUUUUUCCCGCGUAAAAGCGGAGCAUCGUAGUUUUUUUCAGAGCUCACCUGCUCCACUAUUUCUCGGGAGCCUGGUUUUUGCUCUGGAUCACCGCUACAGUAUCCAUUGCUCUCAGCUGGCAAAUCGCGGCAUUUUUCCUGUUUCCCCAAAAUGCUCGAACCGAGCAAAGCUUCCGAUUCAUCUGCCAAAAUUCCUAUGGAAUCGAUGCCUCGUGGGCCGAUUAUAUGCCCUAUAAAUAUGUGAGUUUUUUUUUUGGCGCUACAGUAACCCUGAGAGAAAUUUUCGCGCGCGAAAAUUUGCAGCGUUUUGAGACCCAAUAUGAUAUAUCUACAGUACCCCUAGCCUAGGGUUAUUUGAUAUCAAAAUGCUCCAAAUUUUCUCUACAGUACCCCAACUACAGUACCCUUUGCAGUUCUAUCGAGACGAGUUCAAUGAGAGACAUCCGGACUAUCGAAAUUUGCUAGGAAUCCUUCAACACCUUAUAGUUAUCGUAAGUUCUGCAGCUACAGUACCCCUACAGUACCCUAACCCAACUAAACUUAGUCAAAUUUGGGCUCAAAAUGCUCCAGAAAAUCUACAGUACUCUUGGAUACCUACAGUAACCCUGAGAAGAUACUGUACCUCAAAAACUAUUUUCAAAAAAAAGUUUUUGGAACUUUUUGAGGCCCUAAGCUAAUUUGGUAUCAAAAUGACCCAAAUUUUCGCGCUAAAAAUCUACAGUACCCCCCCCCCUACAGUACCCCUUGCAGUUCGGCUCAUUCGGUGUGCUCUUCUACUGUGGCUUCCGAACCUACUCACAAAUGAAGAGCUUCAAAGGCGUGUCCAACAAGACACGUCAUCUACAGUACCAACUUUUUCGCGCGCUCGUCGUCCAAACCAUUUUUCCCAUGCUAUUUAUGUAUUUUCCCACAGGAUUCCUUUUUGCGUGUCCGAUUUUGGGUUGGGAAUUGGGAGCCAAUACGAAUUAUCAAGUUGUCAUAACUCAAUUAUAUCCGGGGAUUGAUCCGAUGAUUGUGCUGAUGUUGAUUAGUGAUUAUCGGAGAUCGUUGUGGAGUGAGUGGGGUGCGGAAGCUUGCGGAAAAUGCUGAGGCGUAGGGGUGGCCGCUGCGCGGAAGCUUGCGGUUUAUAUUCGCGCUUCCGCGCUCGAGUUUGAGUUGAAGCCUAGACCCGGCCGCUUCGCGGAAGAUAGUGCCGCUACGCGGAAGCUUGCAGUUUAGACUCGCGGCUCCGCCGCUCGGGACUAGCUCUAGGCUUAGGCUUAGCCUAACUUAGGCCUAACCUAGGCUUAGGCUUAGGUUUAACCAAAAUCUUACACUACUAGAUAUUACCCUAAAAAUUUAGGCUUAGGCUUUUCAACUUGAAACCUAAAGACCUUAAGAAGCUAAAAUUCAAAAGAGCCUUAACCUUAAGAAAACCUAAGCCUAACCCAUAGGCUCAAAUUCAUCCUGAGCCUAGAGCUUUCAUCCGGGGCCUAGAGAUUCAUCCUGAGCCUCGAAGCCUAGGUGUGGCCGCUGCGCGGAAGAUAGUGCCGCUUUGCGGAAGCUUGCGGUCUACACUCGCGGCAGAGCCGCUCGGGAUUAGCUCUAGGCUUAGGCCAAGCCUCUGGGCUUGAGGCUGAAGCCUAGACCCGGCCGCUGCGCGGAAGAUAGUGCCGCUUCGCGGAAGCUUGCGGUCUACACUCGCGCUUCCGCGCUCGAACUUACCCUAAAUCUAAAUUUUUCCAGACAUAAUCUGCCUCCGGAAAUCACUGCGACCCGGAAAUAAUUCCUACACAAAUGCUGCUGGAACUUCUCGAAUCACACCAGCCACCACUUUGGCAUCAACUGAUAAUUAA
Caenorhabditis angaria is the source of this 2590-nucleotide messenger RNA. The record is from the annotation of a GenBank genome assembly. NCBI's taxonomy places the organism in Eukaryota, Metazoa, Nematoda, Chromadorea, Rhabditida, Rhabditidae.